Messenger RNA from Erythranthe guttata (spotted monkey flower), 3369 nucleotides. Lineage: Eukaryota; Viridiplantae; Streptophyta; Magnoliopsida; Lamiales; Phrymaceae. The record is from RefSeq and is a predicted model, not a curated record.
GGAUCAAUGGAUUCGUUAGAGCUUACACGGGAAGAACUGGAGAAGAAGAAGAAGAAAGACGAAAAGGCUAGAGAGAAGGAGUUGAAGAAACUUAAGGCUAAACAAAAAGCAGAAGCAGCCAAACUUCAGGCACAACAAUCUACUACCUCUUCAAAGUCGGAGAAAAAGAAGAAUGCAAAACGAGAAGCUGAGGAGGACAAUCUUGAGGAUUAUACCGACCCUGAAACACCUUUUGGUGAGAAGAAGAAUCUGUCUCGACAAAUGGCAAAGACUUACAAUCCCAGUGCUGUCGAAAACUCGUGGUAUGAAUGGUGGGAGAAGUCUAAUUUCUUCGAGGCAGACGCAAAAAGCACCAAACCGCCUUUUGUCAUUGUUCUUCCACCACCUAAUGUUACUGGGGCCCUUCAUAUUGGCCAUGCUCUUACUGCUGCAAUCCAGGAUACAAUUAUUCGCUGGAAGCGGAUGUCUGGAUACAAUACAUUGUGGGUUCCUGGUAUGGACCAUGCUGGAAUUGCCACACAGGUUGUCGUGGAGAAGAAACUUUGGAGGGAGAUGAAAUUGACAAGGCAGGAUGUUGGUCGUGAAGGAUUUAUUGCCGAGGUCUGGAAAUGGAAGAAUGAGUAUGGGGGCACCAUACUAAAGCAACUCCGGCGCUUAGGUGCAUCUCUGGAUUGGUCGCGCGAGUGCUUUACCAUGGAUGAGAAGAGAUCAAAGGCUGUGACCGAGGCUUUUGUGAGACUUCACAAGGAGGGACUCAUAUACAGAGAUAUUCGUCUAGUGAACUGGGAUUGUGUACUGAGGACAGCAAUAUCUGAUAUUGAGGUAGAACCCAUAGAACUGAGUGAGAGAACACCGAUACGAGUUCCUGGAUAUGAAAAACCCAUCGAGUUUGGUGUGUUGACAUUAUUUGCUUAUCCUUUGGAAGGAGGUUUAGGUGAGAUUGUUGUGGCGACUACUCGUGUGGAAACAGUGCUGGGUGAUACUGCAGUUGCCGUACAUCCUGAUGACCCAAGAUACAGCCAUGUUCAUGGGAAAUUUGUUGUUCACCCUUUUAAUGGAAGGAAACUUCCUAUAAUUUGUGAUCCAUUGCUUGUAAGAAUGAACGUUGGGACUGGUGCUGUUAAGAUAACUCCAGCUCAUGAUCCUAAUGAUUUUAAGGUUGGCAAGCGCCAUAAUCUUGAAUUCAUCAACAUUUUCACUGAUGAUGGAAAGAUAAACAAGAAAGGCGGUCCUGAGUUUGCAGGUUUGCCACGUUAUGAAGCUCGUGUGGCUGUGACAGAAGCUUUAAAGGAAAAGGGACUCUACAGAGGUGAUGAGGAUUACAAGAUGAGCAUUUCCAUUUGUUCAAGAAGCAAAGAUGUAGUGGAGCCCCUCAUAAAGCCCCAAUGGUACGUAAACUGCAAAAGCAUGGCGCAACAAGGUCUUGAUGCUGUCAUGGACGAUACAAAUCCGAAGAUGGAGAUCAUACCCAAACAAUACGUUGCUGAAUGGCAGAGAUGGCUUGAAAACAUACAUGAUUGGUGCAUUUCAAGACAACUUUGGUGGGGCCACCAGGUUCCUGCAUGGUAUGCUAUGUUUGAGGAUGAUAAAAAGAAGGUAAUUGGUCAUACUGCAUACAAUAACCAGUGGGUUGUUGCCAGAAAUGAAGAAGAUGCUCAGAAAGAGGCUAACAGAAUAUUUGCUGGAAAGAAGUUCGAGCUUUUCCAAGAUCCCGAUGUGUUGGAUACUUGGUUUUCGUCUGGUCUUUUUCCAUUAUCUGUGUUAGGUUGGCCAGAUAAUACAGAACAUCUGAGAGCAUUUUAUCCCACAUCCGUGCUUGAAACUGGCCACGAUAUCCUCUUUUUCUGGGUUGCUCGAAUGGUGAUGUUGGGAAUGAAGCUAGGAGGUGACAUACCAUUUAGAAAGGUUUACUUGCAUCCUAUGAUUCGUGAUGCACAUGGAAAGAAAAUGUCCAAGUCUGACGGAAAUGUUAUCGAUCCGCUGGAAGUCAUUAAUGGAAUAACCCUGGAAAAUCUUCACAAAAGGCUAGAGGAAGGAAACUUUAAUCCCACCGAAUUGAAAACCGCAAAAGAGGGACAGAAGAAAGAUUUCCCCAAGGGUAUUCCUGAAUGUGGGGCCGACGCGUUACGUUUUGCCCUUGUUUCAUAUACUGCUCAGUCGGACAAAAUAAAUCUGGACAUUCAGAGGGUGGUUGGAUAUCGGCAAUGGUGCAAUAAGCUUUGGAAUGCUAUUAGGUUCGCGAUGACUAAACUUGGAGACGAUUAUACCCCUCCUGCCGAGAUUGUUCCAGCUGGCAUGCCUUUCAGCUGCAAGUGGAUACUUUCUGUUUUGAACAAAGCCAUAUCAAAAACAGUUCAAUCCCUAGAUUCCUGUGAAUUCUCUGAUGCUGCUACAGCUGUGUACUCGUGGUGGCAGUUUCAAUUGUGUGACGUAUUUAUUGAAGUAAUUAAGCCGUAUUUUUCUGGCAACGAUCCAUCUCUUGCAUCGGCAAGAAGAUAUGCACAGGAUACCUUGUGGUUGUGUUUGGAUUAUGGGUUACGACUACUUCAUCCUUUUAUGCCAUUCAUCACAGAAGAAUUGUGGCAGCGUCUUCCUUCGAAGAAGGAUUCUUUGAGGAAACAAUCGAUUGUGAUAUCUGAAUAUCCAUCAACCGUAGAGUGUUGGACAGAUGAUGGUGUGGAGUCUGAGAUGGAAAUGAUCGAAUCCGUGGUGAAAUCACUGAGGUCUCUUCGAUCACAGUUGGCACCAAACGAGAGGCAUGAAAGGCGAGCAGCUUUUGUCCGUUGCCGCAAAAGCGAUGCAUGUGAAAUCAUCAAGAUGCACGAACUGGAGAUUGCCACUCUUGCUACAUUAUCAUCUCUCAAUGUUUUGAGCGAGAGGGACGAUGCACCGUUGGGUUGUAAGGUGGAUGUGGUGAACGAAGCUCUUUCCGUUUUCCUCACACAGAAGGGGAAUAUUGACGUCGAAGCUGAACUUGAAAAACUGAGGAAGAAAAUGGAAGAUAUACAAUUGCAAUGUGACAGCUUGAAGAAGAAAAUGAGUGCACCUAGCUACCAAGAGAAAGUACCGCCUUAUAUUCGUGAACUGGAUGAUACUAAACUUGCAUCGCUGAUGCAAGAACUCUUAUCGUUCGAGGUAGCUAGUCAGCAGUUAGGGCGUCAAAGUUCUCAGUCGUAAAAAACACGACAUUGUUUUUAAUUUUUUAUUUUUUAUUUAUGGGCUAUUAAAUAGUACUUUAUGCCCUUUAAAUUAUAUCCCAUUCUCUGCACUUCAUUUUUUGUGGAUGAGGCUGCAUUUUAACGCAUUUUAUUAGUGUAUAUAACAGUAUAUUUAUCGAUAGUGGUCGGAUUUUCGAUCCAGAUUUUGGUU